CUUACUCUCUUGUUCUCUCUACCUGCACAGCGCUCUAUUGCGGCUAGGGUUUUUCUCUCUCAUAUACCCUCUUGAUUCUGUUCUUCUCUCGCUCUUUUCUACCCGUGAAUCUUUGUCUCUCCCUGUGUAUUGCUUGCGAUGGGGUUGAUGUUGAUAUAGGGUCCAGUGGUCGCCUUCUCGUUGGUAUAAGUCUCUGUUGAGUUGUGUGGAGGUUUUGCAUCGGGGCUUUCUGAAAUGGCGACCAUGAACCCUUUCGAUUUGUUGGGUGAUGAUGCCGAGGACCCGUCGCAGCUUAUCGCGGCGGAACAGGAGAAGGUUGUGGCGGCUGCGCCGAAGAAAGCCGGGGCUCAUGACCAGGGUAAGCAGGGAGCUCGUUCUCAGUCACAGCAACAGAGCAAGGUGGCUCAGAUGCCUACUAAGCCACCUCCUCCAUCUCAGGCCGUGAGGGAAGCAAGAAAUGACACUUAUCGGGGAGGCCGUGGAGGUGGACGAGGAGGUGGGCGUGGAUAUGGUCGUGGCUUUAACCGUGACUUUUCAAAUGAUGAUAAUUCAUUCUCUGGCACUGGAGCUCCUGCUGGUCAGGGAGCUCUUGAAGAAGGAGAUACUGGUAAGCCUGCAGAAAGGCGCGGACCUCGUGGUCCUUAUCGUGGUGGUCGCCGAGGUGGCUUGAGCAAUGGAGAAGUGGGUGAAGAUGUACGCCCACGAAGAGCGUUUGAACGCCGCAGUGGGACUGGACGCGGAAAUGAGAUCAAACGUGAUGGUUCUGGACGAGGUAACUGGGGAACAUCAACUGAUGAACUUGCCCAGGUGACUGAGGAAGUUGUGACUGAAGCUGACAAGAAUUUGGGUGAUGAGAAGCCUGCAGUUGAGGAAGAAGCAGCAGAUGCCAACAAAGAUAAUCCUACUAAUGAAGCUGAAGAGAAAGAGCCUGAGGAUAAAGAGAUGACUCUGGAAGAAUACGAGAAAGUGUUGGAAGAGAAACGUAAGGCCUUGCAGGCACUCAGGACUGAGGAGAGAAAAGUAGAUGUUAAGGAGUUUGAGUCCAUGCAGCAACUGUCAAGCAAGAAAGACAAUGAUGACAUCUUCAUUAAACUGGGAUCUGAUAAGGACAAGCGCAAGGAGGCUCUUGAGAGGGAAGAGAAAUCCAAGAAGGCUGUCAGCAUUAACGAGUUUCUGAAGCCUGCUGAAGGGGAAAGGUACUACUCAGGUGGACGUGGCAGGGGUCGUGCUCGUGGAUCAAGAGGUUAUGGUGGUAAUGCUGCAGGCAGUGCGGCAGCUCCAUCAAUUGAAGAUCCUGGGCAGUUUCCAACAUUGGGUGGCAAGUGAGGUUAUCUAGAACCUUGCUGGCAUUUCCCUGUCCUUUAUUCGAUUUUGAGUCAUCUGCUUUGAACUGAGUCAGAAAUUACCAUGGUAAUUGGAUUUCAUGCGUCAGAAGGAUCAUUUAAUUUUAUCUUAGAAUGUAAAUUUAGGUUCAUCAUACGGUCCGUUGUUCACUUGUAGCCUUUCCCCCCAGUUGCUGUGUUUUGCUUCUCUCUGUUGAAAUUUUGGGGGUAUGUCAUGGCGGAUAAAACAUAAAUGUUGCUGAGUCUGCUUUUAUUUAUAAGAUUGAUUACUCAGUUUUGGUUUCAAAA
This is a messenger RNA of Neltuma alba, 1631 nucleotides long. Its product is annotated as RGG repeats nuclear RNA binding protein A. Gene Ontology annotation, cellular component: nucleus; cytoplasm. Gene Ontology annotation, molecular function: mRNA binding. Bases 235 to 1326 code for a protein of 363 amino acids. Lineage: Eukaryota; Viridiplantae; Streptophyta; Magnoliopsida; Fabales; Fabaceae. The transcript has 7 exons. The record is from RefSeq and is a predicted model, not a curated record.